CCGAUGUUGGCCGACCGACAGGUCGCCAGAAUCGGUUCGUGCGCGCGCCGGCUCUACCGACUGUCAGGUGCAUCGGAAGCGUCUCAACCCCUCGCUCGACCUCCGCAUUAGCGCUUUAGCUUUCGACGCGAAUGCCGGUUUCGGUUUCCGCGUGGGUCCCGCGUUGUCUCCGGAGGUCGCGGGUGGAAAGCGUGGGGGCGCUGCGGUGACAAGGGAAAAUCCCAGCGGCGGUGGAGACGAAUGAGUGCAUAAGAUCGAUACGGGCUGCGAUAGAUACCGCGCGCUCUGGGUGCGAUAUCCUCGCACGCGACUGGGAGCGAGACCCUUUUCGAUGGAAUCGAAGCACCGAGGGUGCAUCAUCGACCUGUAUAUCAUUCGAGAGAAGAAUUAAGGUAGAGAGUAGUUCGAAGCAGUGUUUCAUUCAGAGUGAAGCGAACAGAGGAACUUGGAAGAAAGAAAAAAAAAAAAACAGUUUGGCGAUAGAAAGAGGCUCCAGGUUCCAAGGGGUACUAUACACUAUACAGUUGGGUGGUUAAGAUGUCAACGUCGCCACGCUACCAAUUGGAGGAAGGAAGUAAAAGAGGAAAGAUUAGCGCAGAGGUCAAGUCGAUAACUGGGAAUUACAGCUGGGAGUCGCAAACCAGAGGACUCUGCAGAGUUCAACUCGAGUAGGGUGCCCUUGAGUAGAAAUCGAGAACCGGAAGUCAUGUUGACCUGUUGGGUGUUGGUCGGCAUCCUUGGGGCACUGGUGUUCCUCUACACGACCGUCGAGGUCCACUAUUUCCUCAGGAUGUUCCUUGCAGUUUUCCUGGCACGGUUCUGCAAAAAGCGCGUCCACAUUCUGGACGAGACCUCGGUUUACGGUCUCUGUACUUCCACCGAUGUCGACACCUUGCUAUACCACAUGAACAAUGCGAGGUAUCUUCGCGAGCUUGACUUCGCCAGGGUGGAUUUCUACGAGAGGACAAAUCUGUUUCGCGAGAUUCUCGCCCAAGGGUCGGGUGUUGUUCAAGGAGCAGCGACGAUUCGCUACAGGAGGUUUCUCAAGCCGAUGUCGAUUUUCAAAAUAACAUCGAAAAUCAUUUAUUGGGACGAUAAGUCCAUUUUCAUGGAGCAUCGCUUUGUCACCCCCAGCGAUGGCUUCGUCAGGGCAAUUGCUAUUUGCCGACAAAGAGUUUUGGGGUGUAAUGCAGAGGCUGUGAUGGGCGCCCUAUUGGACAAAGGAGUCAAGCAAAACGGAAACGUGGAGGCUGGAGUGACACAGACUCCCCACGUGAGGCCUGAAAUCCCACCGGAAGUGGCUCGAUGGUUGGAAAGCAACGAAAUUUCUUCGGCAACCCUGAGGCAGUUGCCAACUGUUGCUGCCAAUUGCUGACAAAGAGACAACGCGUCAACCGUUGUAAACGGGGCCGCAGCAACACCGUCUUACGAAACCACGAUGGUUUAACAACUUUUUUAGACUACUAGAAUCUUCCGAAUUCUUCGUCACCUGCGACAGGAAGCCUUCCGCAACCAUGUAAAAUUUAAUAUUUAAUAUGCCGGAAGCUUGUCGAAGGUUAAGGAUUGCGAUGGUUCGGAUAGUAAGUGCGAGGACAUUUUACAGAAAUAAAGGAGAUCGUAAUCGCAGGAAUUCGUGUCAAGCUUUAACAGUUGGACGUGAGUUUCUCUCGUAAUUAUUGUCAUGGCAGCUGCAAUGUCAUGAAGAUCUUCACGAAACGUUUUUAAAGGCUUAUCAUGAUCGAGUCACGAACUUGAUAAUUGCGAUUCCUUCCAGAUGGUUUUGUAUUACAAAACUGACAUGACAAAAAUUAUUAUCGAAAUCAUCCGAAUCCCAGAUAAGGAGAUAGUACCAUAUCUUUUUUGCAAUAUGAUAAGCAACAUCGAUGUGUUUUCUUUUUUUUUUCUUUUCGUUUAUUAUGCCGCGCAGACUGUUUCAAUUCGUGAUGGAAGUUAAUUAACAGAUCGAAUUUUAUGGCUCCUGUUGGAGGAAUUCAAUUUGUUGAAUUCAAUUUUUUUAUAUUAGAAUGGAAUACAUUUUUAAUAAAAUUGGACGGAAAUACGUAGGUAUGCUUAAAAGAGCGGACCAACAUUCUUUGCAUAUUUUUCUGCUUUAAACUAUUUUAAUCCGCUCCAAUUUGUAAUUGUGCACUGUGCGAUGAUAACUAUUAAUCGCAUUUGGAAACAAUGGAUUUGUAUAUAAAAUAAAAUAAUAUUCAAUGGAAUAAAGUAGGAUCUUUGCGUAUCGUUGCGUAUUAGUGAGAUUCUCCUUAUUUCACGAGACACAAUUGAAAGAUACGUAAGGUAAAAAACGUUAUUCAUGUGAAAAUGAUUUCCAAAUUGUUAUAUCUCUUUCAUAUUUAUUUGGGCAUAUUUCUUAUAUUAUCAAUGUAUAUAGAAUAUUUAAUUUAGAUUGCUUAAAAUGUUGAUAACCGUAUCUUUACCGCAUCAAGUAUAUAAGUGUUGCAAUACAUCUUUCUAUUGCAACGUAUUUGUAAAUUAUUACUUUUCGAAGCUUUAACACUUAUGUGUGCUUCUGGAAUCUUUAAUGUAAACAAGACAAGUGAUAUGUGCCAUCGAGUGGGUGUUAGUUAACAAAUUAAGCGAUGAAAAAUUCAGACAGUUAUAUGUUGAAUGUUUCUUUUCUUCCUUCGCAUAAUUUUCGCCUUUAUGUAGUCUACAUGUACAUCGAUUUACACGAUUAUUUGUUAGAAAUAAUAAAUUGAUUCUGGUUCUUCUAAGUACGUGACAUAAAAAUAAAUUAGUUACAGAGUCACUGAAUAGUCCAUUUGAUACCGAUCGAAUUAUUUAAUAGGUACUUACUAAAGUAUUGGAAUCGAUAUUGGAAAAAUAGUAACUUACUAAAAUAUUGGAAUCAUAUAUAAUUUAUCUAGUGACGUAGAUGAUGGCCUAGUUUAUGCCAAUGAUAUCACGAGUUUUAGAUCGAGUCAAUGGCAGAAGCACCAUGCGAUUCAUAUAAUCUACACAUGCAAGUGUAGAUGUAGAUCUGCACAAGUGUAUUUUGCGCAUCUCAUUUUUCCGACAAAUUUGAGACAUGUGCCCAUAAUUAUGAAAGUGGUUUAAGUCAAAAUUAAAAAAAAAAUGAGUUUAUCAGUUAUUUCACGCCAUAUUAUUUCAAACGAAAUUAAUUCAAUGUAACGAAACAAAAAGUAUAUGACUUAUACCACUUUCAUAAUUAUGGGCACACAUGUACAUACGUAUUGGCAAGUAUUCAGUCGGGACUUAUUGCGAACACCGUACUAUGUAAUAAAACGGUGUAAAUUAUAUCCACACGACGAAAUCUUCGCUGUUUAUUGCGUUCGAGUUGAAAUAGCGUAGAUUUUAGCUCGAGUAUUAAUCAGCCAAAGAGGUAGAGCUAUCUAGCUGUGCAACUAAAAUUAAGUUGAGAAAGAUGGUUCCCUAAUAAUAUUCGUGUCACGAUAUUAGUUAUAAGUCGCGUUUACUUAAGGUGUUAUGAAAGGAUCACUCUAAGUACUUAAAAAUGUCGAUAAUAUUUAUAAAACUUUCCUUCAAACUGGGUACAGCGAAUACUUUGAAACAUCAGCACGUGAUUAUGGAGGUCCUAAGGAAGAACGUGAUGUUCACAUUUUAUUUAAAUAAAAAAAUGCGUCCGUUCUAGUCUGGGAUAAAUAAAAAAAAUUAUUUGUUGAGAAAUUAAAUUUCAUCGGCAUGACGUUCAUCCUUAGAGCCUGCAUAAUCACGUGGUGAAGUUUUAUAAAUGUUUCGACAUUUUGAUAUAUAUAUACACACACAUAUAUAUAUAUAACCCUUUCAUAACACCUUAUAUAGAAAAUAAUCCUUUUAUAACACCUUAAGAUGACGUUUAAGCAACGUGCUUGCCAAAGUGCUUCGAACAACAUAUUCAGUGACUGAACUUCAAAUUGUUAACGCCUUUACAUUUACAAAAACUUCGACCACAUAUACGGUGCCGACAAUCAGCGUAAAUAUGCUAUGUUUAGUUAAUAACAAUAGGUUAUCAGGGAAAGCAUUUGGAAAUUUUUAAAACACCAACGUAUUGUUCAAUUGACUCCAAAGUUGGGUAUCGCUUAUGAGUAACAAAUGUAACUCAUUCGAAGACAUUUUGAAUUGUUAUUCCUGAAAUAUAUUUAAAACAUGUGUCCACGAUACCUUCUAAGAGGUAUGCAUGUAGAAAUUCCAUAUAUUACCUAGUAAGUAUAUAUUCGUGAUUAAGAGAAACAUUUCUUCGAAUAAGAGUUACUUGUUAUUUAUGAACUCUUCCCAAUUUAGUUUUGUACGUUUUGCGGGUGGAAAGUAAAUUUUAAUAAUAUGCUGAUUGCCACCUGAUGUACGAAUCGAUUCGUACAUUCUUUAACGGUUUAACGUUAAGUUAUUAAGACAUUUUUAUAAAGUGUGCGGCCGGGUUUUUGUAUUGUGGAUUUCGGUCUGGUUAGUUUAUACAAUUAUAGCGCGGGGGCGCACUUGGCGGGAGAAUUUGAAUUUUUCGGUACCGAAGUUAGCGUGUAGAACUCUUUUAAUUUUUGAUUCAUCAUCCACACGUAUUCGUCAGAUGCGCUUAAAUACGUCCGCACGAACGAGUGCACAAGUGUACGUAUUCAACUAUAGAUUAUAAUAUUGUUCUAUGGGAUACCAUGUUGCAAGAGUCGUUAAUAUUAUUACUUCCAGAUGAAUAAAUCUCGUUUCAAGAUCGAACACUGUCUCGUUAAUUUUAUGAAACAGUAAUCCUGUAGAAAAUUCAAUAAAAAUGAAGACCGAA
Orussus abietinus is the source of this 4753-nucleotide messenger RNA. Its product is annotated as protein THEM6. The transcript has 6 exons. Bases 707 to 1375 code for a protein of 222 amino acids. NCBI's taxonomy places the organism in Eukaryota, Metazoa, Arthropoda, Insecta, Hymenoptera, Orussidae. The record is from RefSeq and is a predicted model, not a curated record.